AUGGAAUUGCGUUGGCCAGCUAUAGGGAAUGGAACCAAAGAAAAUUCUCACCAACCAACAACUUUGAUAACUGGAGAUUUUGGCAGGAUAAGAGACGUAGCUGCUCAUACCACGCACAAUUUUGGUGCUGCAGUCACAGAAACAGAUGAAGUUUACGUUUGGAGUGCUUUAGGUAGCAGCAACAUUGACCCAGAAGUUUUGAACCCGACAAAAUCCCCACUCACUUCGCUUGAUGAAGUUUUUGCGAAUGUUCCAAAUGGGGCCCUUACAUUCCGACCAUUGCGUCCUAACCCGAUAGAAGAAAAGAACGCUGCAAACGAAAAUCCGGAAUGGCUCAAGAAAUCUUUUGAUGACAACGAUACUGCUGACGUUGUUUUUGUGGUCGAGGGAAAGAAAAUUCAUGUGCACAAAGCAAUUUUGAUAAUGAGAUGCGCUGUCUUCAGGACGAUGUUCCAGGGCGAUUGGAAGGAGAGCAACCAAACGGAGCAAAUCAUCGAGCAUCACAGCUACGAUGUAUUUUACGCCUUUUUGAGAUACUUCUACACCAACGAGGUUGAUUUGCUGCUAGAUUUGGCUUUCGAGCUUUUCGCCUUGGCCGACUUAUAUCGCAUGACUGAUCUGCAAAAGGAGUGCUUGAAAACUGUCCAAAGAGUCGUGACAGUGGAAAAUGCAGCGUGGAUUUACGAUCAAGCAAUUCAACUUGAUGUUGAGGAAGUCAAGCAGUUCGUUUUGAACUUCUGCAAGAAGCACAUGAAUGCUGUUGUGAAGAGUGAUGGCUUCAAGCUCUUGAAGGAUAAUGUCGUGAGAGAUUUCGUUCUUCGCGCUGCGCAGCAAGAUGCGUUUCAAAAAUGAUUGGCGGGCGACUGCCUCUUUUAGAGAAGCGGAAUAUUUACUGUCUUCCUUAUCCGCAUUACUUUCCUAACGAGUGUAUAUAACGUCC
Molecule: messenger RNA, 940 nt
Organism: Cloeon dipterum
Lineage: Eukaryota; Metazoa; Arthropoda; Insecta; Ephemeroptera; Baetidae
Product: RCC1 and BTB domain-containing protein 1-like
Exons: 7
Coding region: 1-852 (283 amino acids)
Biological process (GO): proteasome-mediated ubiquitin-dependent protein catabolic process; regulation of proteolysis
Cellular component (GO): cytoplasm
Molecular function (GO): ubiquitin protein ligase binding
Source: RefSeq, a predicted model, not a curated record